Molecule: messenger RNA, 6016 nt
Organism: Electrophorus electricus (electric eel)
Lineage: Eukaryota; Metazoa; Chordata; Actinopteri; Gymnotiformes; Gymnotidae
Gene: efs
Product: embryonal Fyn-associated substrate
Biological process (GO): cell migration; cell surface receptor protein tyrosine kinase signaling pathway
Cellular component (GO): plasma membrane; cytoplasm
Molecular function (GO): protein binding
Source: RefSeq, a predicted model, not a curated record
UGUAUCCUAUAGAAGGCCAGGGUAGGGCGAAGCGAGAAUCACGGCAAAUUAAGCACAAAAAUAGCAGUCGUCCCAGCCAUACUGUUUCCACGAAUAUGUUUUCUUUCCACAUCACUUAUUUUGGUGGUGUACGCACAGCAAUGUGACGGUUCAACGUGGGAGAGAACUCUGCGCAAGACCAUGUGAUUCACAAGAGGCUAAGAAAACUGACCAAAAUGAGAAGUCGACUCUUUUGGAUGUAAGGAAAAGUCAACCUGCCAUUGGUACAGCCAAAUUAAAAAGCUCGGGCCUGGCUUCUGUGCACAUGGGAUACAGUGUUCACUGAACGGGACAAAGCUUCAACCAGGAACCAGCACACACCCCGCCUGAGCAUUACCACGCACAGCUGGUGGCAGUCAUGUCCCUCUCUACGGUGCUAGCGAAGGCAUUGUUUGACAAUGCUGCUGAAAGUCCAGAGGAGCUGGCAUUCCGGAAGGGCGAUAUCCUGAUGGUUCUGGAGCAGGAGCAGGAAGGGGGACCUGGAUGGUGGCUCUGCUCUCUUCAUGGUCGCCAGGGUAUUGCCCCCGCAAACCGCUUACGCCUCCUGCAGACCCUCCCUGUCCCAGCACCUGCCCUGGGCCCAGACACCCGUCGGACUCCUAGCGUGGACUCGGUUUACCUCUCACCAGGGCAGCAGACCCGCACCAACGGGCUGUGUGUGGAAGAUGCAGAUGGGGUGUAUCUGUCGCCUCCGAGUCUGGGAGAUGGAGUGUACCAGAGUCCUGGAGGGGCAUCAGGCCCAGGCAGACAGGGGGACCUCUGGCAGGCUGAGGGCAGGCGGCCCCGCUCCCACUCCAGCUCAGGCCCCAGGCUGCGACCUGACUGGCCAGAGAUGGGGGCGGAGGCGCGCCCACGGUCGCCCUCUCUUAGAGGCCGUGGAGGAGAGGCAGGAUCGGUAUACCAAACCCCUGCCUCUCCUGCACCAUUGGCAGCACGGUACAGAUCUCAAGGUGCCUUGGUCUCAGAAUCGGUAUACCUUACUCCCAGUGCCGUAGCCAGACCGGUGGGGGAAACAGCUGGGGAAGCUGCUUAUCUCAGCCCGAGAGAAACGGGGGUCGCGGGAUACGCGGAUGGCUGCUACCUGGUCCCUCGGCCAGCUGUGGCAGCGUUACCAAGUGAGGAUGUAUAUCAGACCCCAGUAAGUAGUGCUCCAGUGGCGGGACAGUGUGCUUUAAUGUCUGCUGCUAGGCUUCAGGACACGGCCGCAGUCAGCCAAGCCAAAGCAGGACAGGAAAGCUUGGGAAUGUACCAAACCCCGACUGCACCAGGAACAGGCAGGACUCCUCAAACAGAGCGCAAACUGCAACCUGGAUCUGCAGCUGUACCACCCACCUCAGGACAAAAUCUAAAACAGGCACCUCUUACUCCCAGGGUGUCUCCUAGACCCCAGGGUCCCUGUGCCACCCCUCCCAUGAGUCGCGAGAAGCUCUCCCAGGUUGCAGCAAGGGGGUCCCCUCUUCUUGUUCGGGCAGGGAAGGCUGGGGUGCCGAGUUCCCCAAACUUUGUCCGGAAGCCCCCACCACCCACGCCACCAGUUAGAGGUGUGACCAGGAAGGAUUUAGCUCCACUCACAACAACACCACCGGCUGUGAAACCCACUCUCCAGGCGAGCCCUGCUCACCCACAGGCCAACAGAGUGGAGGAACAACAACAGAUAAGCAAAGAUGGAAGAAACGAGGAGGAAGAAAAAAGCAAGAAGGCAGAGGAUGCAAGUGUAAAUGAAAAAGAAUGCACAGUUUCUGAGAGUGGAAAACUCAGUGAUCAGGUGUAUGAUACUCCUCCUACCAAGAGAUGGCAGCAGCCAGUACCUGCAGCAACUGUUGAGGAGGAUGACAGUAUCUAUAACACCCCACGUGCUGUCCCUUUACACACAGACCAGCAAUCAGAGAUUUAUGAUGUUCCCACGCUCGCUUUAAAUCUAGCCUCAGACAUACAGCGGGAAACAUACAGUGUCCCAGCACCGGUUGUGGUGAGUAUAGAAGUAGAAGAAGAUGUCUACAGCAUUCCGAGUAUGCCGGGUCUUUCCUUGGAACCUGGUGAGAUGGCUGGAUCUGUGGUGGAAGGAGGAGGAAAUGCUGAGGUUUACUCCAUCCCUAGUCCUGGAAAGUCUGAAUCGGCAUCUGAGGAUGUUUCAGAAGCUGAUGGUGGCAUCUACGACAUGCCUGCUCUCACCCUGGACAUGCCUACCCGCCGCCUAUCUGUGUCCAGCACUGGCUCUGGUGACAUCCAGUGGAAAGGUUCCCUCUCAGCCCUCAUCCAAUCAGCACUGAGUUCUGCUUCAGUCACCACUACCCCUUCCAGGGACCUGGCCACAUUGCUGGCUGAGAUACUAUCCCUCUGGAAGGCGGGCCAGGUCGGCGAUGUCCCGCCUCCACUUCAGCAAAUCUGGUCUAGGCUUGCAGACCUUCUUCCUGCCCUCUCGGUUUGUGGCACAGCCAGUCCAGCUGACAGCUUGCUCUCUAUGGUCCGCCGAGCUCUGGAGGACUCCGCCUCUCUCCUGCAGAAUCAGAGCAGACCCCGCCUCCCUUCCCAGGAGUCUCUGUCACGGAGACCACUUCCCGCCUUGCCAGUGGCCGAAGUCAAACCAAUGGCUGGAGGGAUGGGAUCACGCAAGGGCAGUUGGAUCCAGGAGCGACCGCUGCCCCCUCCCCCACCUGUGGCUUUCCCGUUGCCCCCGGCGCCAGCCUCUCUGCCCUCCACUGUACAUGCGGCUGAGGAUGAGGAGCAAGGAAAUGAGUAUGCAGGAAUUGGGAUAACCCCUGCAACUCCACCCUUGUACCCCACAGGGGACAGCGUAGGAUACGUCAAGCUGCAGGGAAAACCUGAGCUAUGUCCUGACUCACACACAGAGAACGGCACAUCACAAGUUAUCUCCACAAACGAUACCAGACUAAGUCCCUCUCCUCCUAUGCCCAUGUCUCUGUCUCUGGAGGACUCUGAGCUUCUUUCCUUCUAUUCAUCCCAAAGCCUGUCACAUCUCUCCUGCCUGGCUGACGCCAUUGACUCGCUGUUCACCAGCGUUCAGGGGAACCAGCCACCACGGAUUUUUGUUUCCAGGGGGAAGAGUCUCAUUGUGACCGCACACAAGCUGGUAUUCAUUGGCGACACACUUGCUCGCCUCCUCAGUUCUUCUGACCUCAGGGCAAAGGUCACCACCUCCAGCGGACAUCUCUGUCAGGCGUUAAAAGCUGUUGUUGUGGCAACCAAAGGGGCCGCUCAGAAUUACCCAUCAGUGCCAGCUACACAGGAAAUGGUGGACAGAGUGGCUGACCUAUCACAGCAAGCAGCUGGCUUCUCUGGGCUCCUCCAGCGACUAGCAGAAAUAUCUUGAUGUCUCCCUUCUUUUUUCUGUUUUAUGACAGUUUCAUAACAGAAUGCCUUAUUUGUGCGUGUUUGUAUUAUAAGUAAAUUUUUUAUUGAUUGUUUUCAAAAAGGUGUCAUGAUUGUACCACUGAUUUUACCGGUACCACAGUGAAUGGAUGGUCUGUACCUCAGUUUGUGGGGUGUUUGUGUGUGUGCACAUGUGGGAAUAUGCAAGAUUGGGUUCGUUUUGACUUGUUCUUCUUUUUUGGACAACUCUGUGUGUCUUAAUAACUUAUUGAUAGGCUUUUUUUUUUUUUUUGGUCUGAAGAUGUGUUAUGGCUUUAGUUUGGGUUUGUUCAAUUCAUCACACACUUUGGAUAAUGGUGAUCAUUCAUGCCAGACUGUGGUUGUGUCAGGGCAAUCUUUUUUUAACGUGACUUCAGUGUUAUAGACGUGGUUCAGAUUGUCAAAUUGAACAAUUUAGGCUGUUGCCUUACAUGUCACAUAAACUGGCACAAUCAUUUGUUCAUUCAGAGAGCACUAUCAUAUCUACUAUUGGCAGGAAUACAUGUAUUUAUGGAGAGGCAAGAAGGGACUAAUUCUUCAUUUAAAAAAACACGGCCCAGUUAAAAGAGAAUGUUUUUUGUCGUUUCCCAUGAAUCAGAAACCUGUUGGACAGGUCCCCUCCCUUUCUCUCCUGCCUGUUUCUCAUGGCCUCUCUCCAUCUCUGCUUCUCCUUCACUAGCUAUUUUCUUCUCUUCCCUCCAUUUUCACCCAUUUCCUCCCUCAGGUGCCAGUUCUGCAUGUAAAGAUAAAAGUAUGUCAGUUGUGAAUGCACAUCAGGGAAGCAGCUGUUCACCAUAUUAUCAUAAAACAUAAAUGUUAGAGAUAAUAUUGUUAAAAAGAGAACAAAUAUACUGGAAGUAUCAAACUUAAUUUUUGACAUGUUAUAUUAUAGAACACAGCAAUAUACACAAUAAUAUCAAACAGUUUAUAUGGGUGUGUAUAAAAUUGUAUUCACAACAGCUUUGAAAUCUUCACAAGCAUGUUACUAACCGUUGCUGGUUUAAGGGCUUUGUAUCUUCUUUCAUCCGCAGGUCCAGACAUGAACCUGUUCCUACUGUUUUACACUUCAUGUCUAGUAGUGCUCUCAUAGUUACCCAGCUCUUCCCAUUGGCUUAUAUCUACGGAUGAGUCACAGGAUGCCAGGAAGGUGUAAUUCCUUAUCUUGUUUUACAUCUCUCAGUUUUAACCUUUUUUUUCUUGAAAAUUCACUCUUCUCAACAAUGUGAUGAAAGAAUCCUUUGUGGUGAUCUAACCAUGCUACUAAUGUUAUCUGUAAACUCACAGACAGAAAUGCACAAAUGGAUUAAGGUUAUGAGAGUGGAAGUCCUCAGCACUUAAUCCAACCAUCAAGAUUUCCUAAUUAGCUCUAUCCAAAUUACUAAUUCAGUCAACUGGGUGAUAUGAAAUAAUUGCAAAAAAAAAAAAAAGACUUUCUGAACCUAAUACACCUCAGCUGGCAUGUUUGGGUUAAAGGAAUACUUCUGCUAAUGUUUACAUAGAUAACACACCUGUAGUACAGAAUACACAAAAGUGUAUAAGUCAACAGCUGACUGUUCCUUGCAUUAGUCUGUACUGUCUCACAGUGCCACUCAGUGGACCACAUCAGUAUUAACAGACCCAACAUUUCAGUUGGGACAAUUCUGAGGCAAGAAGUGUUUACUUGCUGGCUUUCUUAUCUCUUUUUGUUUAUUCUCCCCUGAAUAAUGUCCUUUUUUAAAGUGUUUAUCAACCUGAAAAGCUUAAAUACUAUAGAAAAAGAAAAAAUUGCAAUGCUGUGAUCUUUAGGACUUAUAUAAAUCAUUGUGUUCAUAUUUAUUUUUAUUUUUUGCUUUUUUAAAUCAAGUGUAUGCAUGGCCUUAAGUUGCGUGUGUGUGUGUGUGUGUGUGUGUGUGUGUGUGUGUGUGUGUGUGUGUGUAUAUAAAGAUUCCAGGGAGUAACUGCAGCAUAUUAUGGUUAACAUAGAUGUAGUAAAAACCCCAGUGUAGUACACAAGAUAUACAAGAGAAACAGGACAUUUCAGACAAAUUAUCAGCUGUGCAAGCAAAGUGCUUCUGAAAUUCUAGAUUAAUCCAAUGUGUGUGUGUGUGCGUGCAUGUGCAUUUCAUUAACAAUUCAAACUGUUGCUUUAAGUAUAUGUGAAUUUGCUUUUUUGUACCAGAAUGUAUCUGCCACUCGAUUAUUGUUAUUUUAAAUUUUACAGGCUUUCUUUUGGCAGCUCCAAGGGGCACUUCCCAAAUCCCAAAUUUGUAGCUAGGCCUUCUUCUAUUUGUCAAUGCCACUUUGUUCAAAAUACACAUUUUGUUAUAAUACAUUGGUUAAGAGUAUUGCCUUUUUCAUUUUCUGGUUGUUUCACUUUUUUCCAGGGCAAGGUGUGAGAAUACUAUGAAUACUAUUUUAAAUGCCUACUCAAUAGGUGCUUUACAGGACCAUUACAGCUUGUGAUAUAUUUAUCAGUGUAUAAUGUUAUUUUGUCACAAGGAUGUUAUACAAGACACAAGAUAAGUGCUUAGAGUGGUAGCGUGUGUUUGAUAGUAAACGCUUAAAGGUUAACGCAUUGCCAAGUGGUAUUUCUAAUAAAGUGAUUGAGUUUGUAUGAGAAGAUUGGAAA